CCGGAUGCUCGGUUCAUGCGGACCAAUGUGCCCAAUUGGAUUCGCUUGCGCAAAAAACGAAAAAUCAGCAAAAACGAAAAAAAAAAAGAGAAAAAAAAUGGAACCUGCAGCCGCAGGCCACGUUUCGCUCGGCUACAGUGACAUAAGAGACGUCGAUGAUCAUAUCCUACGCAAUAACAUUCUGUUAAAUCUCGUCUUAGACGUGAGUACUGAAUAAGAAAGCGCAUUUCUCUGCUAGACGCCGUACGCCCAUGUUACCGAGGUAGAAAUUACGAACGCUCACAUAAUGGAUUACACGCGUCCGCGUCCGUCAGAUUUGCAUCGGUGAUUGAGCUAUAUGGGCACAGACUUCCUGAGGUUAUCACAGAGUGUAGACUACCUUGAACUCUGACCCCCCAGGGAUUAAGUUCUACGUCUAUUCUAACGUAUAGAAAUACGUGCGCGUUACAGUCUGACGAUCCGGUGAUUAAUAUUAUCGAUAAAUUCGGGCGAUAAGUUAUAGUGCAGUGAAACGAAAAGGAGAUCUAUAACUUUGAGGAUGGUCUAUCAGUGGAGAGAAGCAAAAUAAUGAAGCCCGAACGAAUUCUCAUUCUCUUUUACCUCGCGUCUUACUUCCGUGUGACGAGGGGUCAAUCCUUCUUCGAUUUCAUACGGAAUUACGGGCAACCGAGUAACAAUAUUCCUUCAGGGAACAAAGCGGAAACACCGACCUAUGACUUCAUCGUCGUAGGGGCCGGAUCGGCGGGUUCGGUAAUUGCCAAUCGGCUGUCCGAAAAUAGGAAAUGGAAAGUCCUCCUUUUAGAAGCAGGCAAAGCCACGAACAUCCUCAAUGAUAUUCCGGUAUUCGUGAGCUACUUCCAGAUGACCGACUACAACUGGGGCUAUAAAGUCGAGCCUCAAAAAAACGCAUGCCUGGGAAUGCAUAACAGACAAUGUUCCUGGCCAAGGGGAAAAGCUUUGGGAGGAACGAGCACCCUGAACUACAUGGUUCACACCAGAGGAGGGAAACUUGACUUCGACAACUGGGCCGCGAUGGGCAACGAGGGAUGGUCAUACGAGGAUCUGUUACCCUACUUUAAGAAGAGCGAGCGAUUCAACAUACCGCUGCUAAAUAAUUCGACGUGGCACAACCGGGAAGGAAAUCUGUGCGUAGAGUACGUGCCAUAUCGUACGCCAUUAUCCAAAGCCUUUUUGCAAGCCGGAAAGGAGAUGGGCUACGAUAUCGUCGACUACAACGGCGAAGAUCAGAUCGGAUUCUCUUACAUCCAGGUGAACAUGGACAAAGGGACGAGGUGCAGCGCCGCCAAGGCCUAUCUUCGGGUGCAAAGGAGCAACCUGGACGUCAUGACAGGCGCCCGAGUAACCAAAGUGCUCGUCGACGAGAAUAACCGCGCGUACGGCGUCGAGUACGUCAGGGACAAACAGUGGCAUCGGGUGCGCUGCUCCAAGGAAGUUAUUUUAUCGGCCGGAACCAUCGACUCGGCGAAGCUGUUGAUGCUUUCCGGAAUCGGACCGAGGGACCACCUCGAAGAACUCGGCAUCAAGGUCGUCAAAGAUUUGAAGGUUGGCUAUAAUCUGUACGAGCACAUCGGAUUCCUCGGGCUGACCUUCAUGGUCAACCAGAGCGUUACUCUGCUCCAAAAAAGUUUGGUGAGGCCAAACGUGCUGCUGAAUUACGUCGUGAGACAAAAUGGACCGGGAACUAUUCCCGGUGGAAUCGAAGCCCUCGCUUUUAUCCGAAGUAAGUACGUCCUGGACGAAAGACCGGACCUGGAGCUGGUCUUCGCUUCGGGAUCACUGCACUCUGAUAACGGAAUCACUGCUACGAGAGCAUUGGGAAUCACCGAAGAAAUAUACGACGCAGUGUACAGGCCGAUCGAGAACCAAGACGCCUGGUCCAUCUGGCCUGUCAUUCAAAAUCCCCGGAGCAUAGGUCGCUUGAAACUCAAGUCUAAGAAUCCAUUUCACUGGCCUGUAAUGGAACCAAACUUCUUCGACCACCCUGCAGACCUUGAAAUACUUUUGGAGGGCGUUAAACUCGCAAUAAAGGUAUCGCAGACUCGGCCCUUCCAAGUUUACGGUACGCGUCUCCACAAUUUGAAAAUACCCGGUUGUCGAUCCUUCAAAUUCGCAUCCGACGACUAUUGGCGUUGCGCUAUCAAGCACCUCACAGCUGUUUCGAAUCACGAAAUCGGAACCGCGAAGAUGGGACCCAUUUCCGACCCUGACGCCGUAGUCGAUCCCCAACUUAAAGUACACGGCAUCGCUGGACUUCGAGUUGUCGACGCCUCGAUUAUGCCGUCAAUGCCGACAGGGCAUGUGAACGCUCAAAUCUACAUGAUCGGCGAAAAGGCCGCGGAUAUGAUAAAGCGAACCUGGAGAAAGAGGUGACAUGAAAAGUUAUUCGAAAAAAAGUAAGCGGCCCAAGUGCGGAUGUGAAAAUCGAAAGAAGAACUACACGCAUCUUGAAGACUAUCGAUGAAGUCAAGACUUUCUAACGUGAUAGGUAUCGCACGUGCACGCUCCGUGUGCGUCUUAUUUCAUUAUCAUCUGUGUUACCUAAUAUUUGUAUGUACGUUCAGCUAUACAUGACACGACUAUUGAUAUAUUUUUAUACCACUA
Athalia rosae (coleseed sawfly) is the source of this 2622-nucleotide messenger RNA. Its product is annotated as glucose dehydrogenase [FAD, quinone]-like. Lineage: Eukaryota; Metazoa; Arthropoda; Insecta; Hymenoptera; Athaliidae. Gene Ontology annotation, molecular function: oxidoreductase activity, acting on CH-OH group of donors; flavin adenine dinucleotide binding. The transcript is spliced from 2 exons. The record is from RefSeq and is a predicted model, not a curated record. Bases 568 to 2391 code for a protein of 607 amino acids.